Molecule: messenger RNA, 1157 nt
Organism: Cannabis sativa
Lineage: Eukaryota; Viridiplantae; Streptophyta; Magnoliopsida; Rosales; Cannabaceae
Product: EPIDERMAL PATTERNING FACTOR-like protein 6
Exons: 3
Coding region: 569-934 (121 amino acids)
Biological process (GO): guard cell differentiation; stomatal complex development
Source: RefSeq, a predicted model, not a curated record
AUGUUAUUUGUGCUCUGAUAAAAGUCAAUAUUUUUUUAGUUAAUACCUGGUAAAGAUCAAGGUUUUACUGGAGUAAGUAACUAAGUAAGCUCUGGUGUUUUGAAAUUUGAACCUCUUUUUUUCUUCUUACAAGAAACUCGGAUUCUGAUAAUUAAAUAACAGCUUUAUUAAGAAUGAAGAACGGACUUGAUUGACCCAGUAUUGUUCGUACAACUUCAGAUAAUUUUUGUAAAGAGUGCAAGAGAAAGAGAGAGAGAGAGAAAAAGGACUUUUGAAAUCAUAAUGACUUUCAAAGCUUUUAAGUGUGUGUAUAUAUAUAGGAGUGUGUGUCUCUUCUACCUCAUUCUUUUUGUUAAGUGAAUUCAGAAGAAGAACCAGUCUGUCUGAAAAAGCAAUAUCCCACAAGGCAUUAUAUACAGGUUUUAGUUUUGUUGAGGCAUUUGCGGUGGUUCUUUACUAAUAAUACUGUUCCGGCUUAUAAAAUUAUAUCUCAAUCUUUUCUUCUUUAGUGAGUUUUGUCUUCUUUCUCUCUCUCUCUCUCUUUUUUUGCACAUAUCAUAAAAAGAAAAUGAAGAGAAAGAUGUUAUUAUGCUGCUACUUUCUAAUGGCUUUUCUCAUGAGUAGUUGUGUAUCUAACACAAAAAGCAGGCCUUUUGAAUCCAAACACUUUGUUCAGCAACAAGACCAAAUCUCACACACCCCAUUAUCUGGCUUUGGCUUCACUAAGGGAAAUGGGAAUGAAAUUGAAGAAGAGUACAGAUCACUUAGUAGGCUGGGGUCAAGACCCCCAAACUGUGUACACAAAUGUGAAGGUUGCUUCCCUUGUGACCCUGUUCAGAUUCCAGCCACUGCUAACCGAAUCGGCAUCCAAAUUGCUAAUUACGAGCCAGAAGGUUGGAAAUGCAAGUGUGGUGCUUCCCUCUUCAACCCAUAAAACAAAAAUAGUAUGUAUUUUGACACGUAAUAUUGUCUCCUAUCAAAGGGUUAUUGAGAUGUAUAAGAUAGGAUUAGAUUAAGAUAUGUUUAUUUAUAUACAUAUUAUAUAUAUAUUAUAGUUUCCAAUAGUUUUAUAAUCUCUAAUCUUAAUGAUCUCUACAAAAAAAUGUAAUCAACUUGUUGUCUUGUUUCUACUGAAAUUAAUUAUCUCUUUGGUCUCA